Messenger RNA from Ceratotherium simum simum (southern white rhinoceros), 4190 nucleotides. RefSeq names its product oxoglutarate dehydrogenase (gene OGDH). The record is from RefSeq and is a predicted model, not a curated record. Gene Ontology annotation, cellular component: mitochondrion; oxoglutarate dehydrogenase complex. Gene Ontology annotation, molecular function: thiamine pyrophosphate binding; oxoglutarate dehydrogenase (succinyl-transferring) activity. Gene Ontology annotation, biological process: tricarboxylic acid cycle. Lineage: Eukaryota; Metazoa; Chordata; Mammalia; Perissodactyla; Rhinocerotidae.
UGCUGACGCCACACGCCGGGGCGGAGCCGAGAGUUUGGUGCCCUGGAGUGGGGUGUCGGCGCCUUAUUCGGGUGGAGCUGAGCUGGAGACAGGCAGUCGUGCGUGCCUUCAGGACAAGAAUGUUUCACUUAAGGACUUGUGCUGCUAAGUUGAGGCCGUUGACGGCUUCCCAGACUGUGAAGACAUUUUCACAAAACAGACCAGCAGCAGCUAGGACGUUUGGGCAGAUUCGGAGCUAUACUGCCCCCGUUGCUGCAGAGCCCUUCCUCAGCGGGACUAGUUCGAACUAUGUGGAGGAAAUGUACUAUGCUUGGUUGGAAAACCCAAAAAGUGUACACAAGUCGUGGGACAUUUUUUUCCGAAACACCAAUGCCGGAGCGCCCCCGGGCACCGCCUACCAGAGCCCACUCCCCUUGAGCCCAGGCUCCCUGUCUGCCUUGGCCCGAGCACAGCCCCUGGUGGAAGCCCAGCCCAACGUGGACAAGCUGGUGGAGGAUCACCUGGCGGUGCAGUCUCUCAUCAGGGCCUACCAGAUACGAGGGCACCAUGUAGCACAGCUGGACCCCCUGGGAAUUUUGGAUGCUGAUCUGGACUCCUCCGUGCCCGCUGAUAUUAUCUCAUCCACAGACAAACUUGAUCUUGCAGUUUUCAAGGAACGACUUCGAAUGCUAACAGUAGGAGGGUUCUACGGCCUGGACGAGUCUGACCUGGACAAGGUCUUCCACCUGCCCACCACCACGUUCAUCGGGGGCCAGGAGUCGGCGCUUCCUCUGCGGGAGAUCAUCCGGCGGCUGGAGAUGGCCUACUGUCAGCACAUUGGAGUGGAGUUCAUGUUCAUCAACGACCUGGAGCAGUGCCAGUGGAUCCGGCAGAAAUUUGAGACGCCCGGAAUCAUGCAGUUCACCAAUGAGGAGAAGCGGACCCUGCUGGCCAGGCUUGUGCGGUCCACCAGGUUUGAGGAGUUUCUACAGCGGAAGUGGUCGUCCGAGAAGCGCUUUGGACUGGAAGGCUGCGAGGUGCUGAUCCCUGCCCUGAAGACCAUCAUCGACAAGUCCAGUGAGAACGGAGUGGACUAUGUGAUCAUGGGAAUGCCCCACAGGGGGCGGCUGAACGUGCUUGCGAAUGUCAUCAGGAAGGAGCUGGAGCAGAUAUUCUGUCAGUUCGAUUCAAAGCUGGAGGCAGCUGAUGAGGGUUCUGGGGACGUGAAAUACCACCUGGGCAUGUAUCACCGGCGGAUCAACCGUGUGACUGACAGGAACAUCACCUUGUCGCUGGUGGCAAACCCUUCCCACCUCGAGGCUGCCGACCCCGUGGUGAUGGGCAAGACCAAAGCCGAGCAGUUUUACUGUGGGGACACAGAAGGGAAGAAGGUCAUGUCCAUCCUUCUGCACGGGGAUGCUGCAUUUGCUGGCCAGGGCAUCGUGUACGAGACCUUCCACCUGAGCGACCUGCCUUCCUACACAACUCACGGCACCGUCCACGUGGUCGUCAACAACCAGAUCGGCUUCACUACAGACCCACGCAUGGCGCGCUCCUCACCCUACCCCACCGAUGUGGCCCGAGUCGUGAAUGCCCCUAUUUUCCAUGUGAAUUCGGAUGACCCAGAGGCCGUCAUGUACGUGUGCAAGGUGGCAGCCGAGUGGAGGAGCACCUUCCACAAGGACGUGGUGGUGGACCUGGUGUGUUACCGGCGCAAUGGCCACAAUGAGAUGGACGAGCCCAUGUUCACGCAGCCACUCAUGUACAAGCAGAUCCGCAAGCAGAAGCCUGUGCUGCAGAAGUACGCAGAGCUGCUGGUAUCACAGGGCGUGGUCAACCAGCCCGAGUACGAGGAGGAGAUCUCCAAGUAUGACAGGAUCUGUGAGGAGGCCUUUGCCAGAUCCAAGGAUGAGAAGAUCUUGCACAUCAAGCACUGGCUGGACUCCCCCUGGCCUGGUUUCUUCACCCUGGAUGGGCAGCCCAGGAGCAUGUCCUGCCCCUCCACGGGCCUGACGGAGGAUGUUCUGACGCACAUUGGGAACGUGGCCAGCUCUGUGCCCGUGGAGAACUUCACCAUUCAUGGAGGGCUGAGCCGGAUCUUAAAAACCCGCGGGGAGCUGGUGAAGAACAGGACCGUGGACUGGGCUCUGGCAGAAUACAUGGCCUUCGGCUCCCUCCUGAAGGAGGGCAUCCAUAUCCGGCUGAGCGGCCAGGAUGUGGAGCGGGGCACUUUCAGCCAUCGCCACCACGUGCUCCACGACCAGAACGUGGACAAGAGAACCUGCAUCCCCAUGAACCACCUCUGGCCCAACCAGGCCCCCUACACCGUGUGCAACAGCUCGCUGUCUGAGUAUGGGGUUCUGGGCUUUGAGCUGGGUUUUGCCAUGGCCAGUCCUAACGCCCUGGUGCUCUGGGAGGCUCAGUUUGGUGACUUCCACAACACAGCCCAGUGCAUCAUCGACCAGUUCAUCUGCCCAGGACAAGCCAAGUGGGUGCGGCAGAACGGCAUUGUCCUGCUGCUGCCCCACGGCAUGGAGGGCAUGGGCCCAGAACAUUCCUCCGCCAGGCCUGAGCGGUUCCUGCAGAUGUGCAAUGAUGACCCAGACGUCCUGCCGAACCUUGAGGAAGCCAAUUUUGACAUAAACCAGCUUUAUGAUUGCAACUGGGUCGUUGUCAACUGCUCCACCCCUGGCAACUUCUUCCACGUGCUGCGUCGCCAGAUUCUCCUGCCCUUCCGGAAGCCGUUAAUCAUCUUCACCCCCAAAUCCCUGCUGCGGCACCCCGAGGCCAGAACCAGCUUCGACGAGAUGCUUCCAGGAACCCACUUCCAGCGAGUGAUCCCAGAGGACGGCCCUGCAGCCCAGAACCCAGAAGACGUCAAGCGACUUCUCCUCUGUACUGGCAAGGUGUACUAUGACCUCACCCGAGAGCGCAAAGCGCGAAGCAUGGUGGAGCAGGUGGCCAUCACGAGGAUUGAGCAGCUGUCGCCAUUCCCCUUCGACCUCCUGCUGCAAGAGGUGCAGAAGUAUCCCAGUGCUGAGCUGGCCUGGUGCCAGGAGGAGCACAAGAACCAGGGUUACUAUGACUACGUGAAGCCCCGGCUGCGGACCACCAUGAACCGCGCCAAGCCCGUGUGGUAUGCUGGCCGGGACCCAGCAGCAGCUCCAGCCACCGGCAAUAAGAAAACUCACCUCACGGAGCUGCAGCGCCUCCUGGACACGGCCUUCGACCUGGACGCCUUCAAGAAAUUCUCGUAGAUGCUGCCUGGGCCACUGCCCUCCACAUCCACGACUGCCCCUCGCUUUUCAACUAAAGAAUAGUGCCUCAGCGCUGCCCACACUUUUGCCCAUCCACUGCACCGCACACUCCCCCCAUCGCUCGCUUAGGAAUUAGGCUGCCGUCCCCCUCACGUGCUUGGCUGCGCCCCAAGCCAGAUGCUCCCCAGGCUCUGUGACUUCUCUCCGGCUGAGCAGGCUUCAUGGAGGCAGUGGGAAGUGGGAGGAGGAGAGGGAGCCUGGGAGGGUCAGCUCUGCCUCCACCCCCAGAUUCACUCCGCAGGACCGGCCUCUGUGGCUUUCCCACAUGCUGGCAGUCUUUGUCACCCAGCAAAGGGGCUCCUGCACCUGGGCUAGGUGGCUUCGUCUUCCCAAACCCUUUGGAGGAGCCAUUGCUGUCAGAGGCUUAUAGGGUGGUCGGGGCUCUGGUGGGACCCUCAUGGCAGGGUGACCUGAGGGCACUGCUGAGGGGCGGCUGGUGGGAGACGACCUGAGCCUGAGUUGGCAGAGAGAGGGCAGGUCCACUUUCUGCAGUGUCCACUUCCGCCCCUCAAGAGGGUCCCGGGCUGUGCUUGGGGGCCGAGCAUGCUCCACCUGCCAGCACCUGGAGCCCACAGGGUGUGUGUGGCCAGGAAGCGCAGCUCGGGAUCUGGGACCUGCUCUCUGUCGCCUCCACCUCUGCCUCCCCGCUCAGCCCACUUCUCUCUCCUGUUUCUCGUGAACACGAUAGAGACUGAAGCAUUCUUCUCUCUGCUGUGCCAAAGCUGAUCAGAAGAGGGAGAGGGGGGGCGCCAUUGAGGGGCAGCGCGAGGCCGAGGGGCCAGCUCCCCUCACCGUCACAGGGACAGAUCUGAUUUAUUUAUUUUGGUUAAAAAAAAACAACAAAAACAACUUUGCGUUGCAUUUGGCUUGACCCAUAAACUAAGUUAUCCACGG